AUGGUAAAAGUCAUCAAGACUCUCUCCUUGAUGCUAUUGCCUCUGCUCUUGGCAAUGGUGAAGAGUGAUUUGGAGGAGGCUCACCUCAGAUCUCACCCCAAAGUUGGUGGCCCUUGGACUCGAGGGCAGCGUUAUGCUGAGGGGACCUUCAUUAGUGACUACAGCAUCACCAUGGAUAAGAUCAUGCAACAGGACUUUGUUAACUGGCUGUUGUCCCAGAAGGGGAAGAAGAAUAGUUGGAGACACAACAUCACUGAGAGAAAAGCAGAUGGUACAGGACUAACAAAUCAUUCCAACUGGAACCUAAAGAACAUGGAAAACUGGAGUUCCCCAUUUAAAGACUCCUUUUCAUCUGAGGAUCCUAAGAACAAGAGAAUGAAGGAACUGGCAUUGACAUGGUUGAUUUUGGACCUCUAUGGCCUAAGGUAG
Molecule: messenger RNA, 429 nt
Organism: Gracilinanus agilis (Agile Gracile Mouse Opossum)
Lineage: Eukaryota; Metazoa; Chordata; Mammalia; Didelphimorphia; Didelphidae
Gene: GIP
Product: gastric inhibitory polypeptide
Exons: 4
Coding region: 1-429 (142 amino acids)
Biological process (GO): regulation of fatty acid biosynthetic process; regulation of insulin secretion; response to glucose
Cellular component (GO): extracellular region
Molecular function (GO): hormone activity; glucagon receptor binding
Source: RefSeq, a predicted model, not a curated record